GGAGGAGGAGGAGGAGGAGGGACGGUGGGGGUUGCAGAGUUGGUGUUCCCAUGCAGGAGAACACUCGUACCUACGGACCGGCUCCGGGGCGAACAGGCUGAUGCGUUUUUACUUUCUCCUCUGUGAGACCUGAAAGCAGCGUCCGGAAUCUGUCCGCAGCCUGCCGCCGCUCCAUUCCGCGCCAUUCUGCGCCGUUCCGUGCCGCUCUGCUCCUCUGCUCCGGUGGCCCAAGAAACUCGAUAAGUGAAUGGUGCGAAACUGGAAUGCAACAGGAUUACCGGCUGACGUUAUCCACCAAGGAGGCGAAGCAGUCUGUAGACUGUAAGAUUACACGCUUUCUGAUCUCUGCUGCUCUGUAAUAAUGCCUUUGAGGUUACCAUGUCUACGCUGAAGCACGUUAUUCUCCAGGACAAAGACCAGGACAACCACAAGAAGCUGGACUGGAGUUUCUUAGAAUGGGUGGAAAACGAGGCGGACGCGGCGGGUGUGGCUGACGCCCAGACCCAAACGGACCCGCGCCCGUCCGAGCACAAGGAGAGUCAAACCAGCAACCCGGUCAUAAUGCACAUAGACCUGAAACGGACGCACUCCAAGCUGAGGGACUUGGCUCUCGGGGACGCCGACAGCUUCGCGGCGCCGCUCUUCCAGUUUGACCGCCAGGCGCCCGGCCGCAUCUCCACCUCCCCCACGCUGAGGAGGAUGAGGAGCACCCGCCGGCCCGUGCUGGACGCCGCCGGCAGGAUGGAGGGCACCCAGGAGGAGCCGGCGUCGGAAGGCGACUACCCUGCCGCCGGCCUGCCGUCCCCCUUCCACAGAGUCAGGUCUCCCCUCGCCGCGAGCCCCCACUCGGACGAGGAGACCUCGCACAGCCACCGGCCGCCUUCCUCGUCCGGCCGGCAGAGCACCAGGUCGCAGAGGUCAAAGACUCUAGUCAACGGCAUCGGUUCGGAGGGGCAGGCGUGUCCCGGUGGCGAUAGGAAAGAUUCGGGGUCUUCCCUUGGCGAAUUGCAGGAAAAGGAGCCUUGCCAUAGUAGGCUUCAGGAGAGGAGGCGGAGCUCCGUGGUGGUCAGCUUACCUGGACUGGAUGUUUCACCCGGAGACCUUUUUGUCUCAAACGGAGCAGCGGACAUCAUCAAUAGCUCCAACUUCUCUGACACAAAGAAGUCAAAGUGGCCUUUCUCAAAGCGCAGCACGAGCAAAAGAAAGCCGCAGAUGGGCACUGUGUCCGAUAUUGAAAAAUACCUCUCAACGGCACAGAUUCAAGACUGGAGGACUGCCGAGUUUCAGAAAUAUAAGGACCUGUCCGUGGCCGAGUUCAUGCGGGACCAGUGCUCCCAGGAUUGGGUCGCCUCCGACCCUCAGAGCUGCAAGAGGCAAGAGACCAUCUGGGAGCUGUUCACCAGCGAGUGCGUUUACUUCCUGGAUCAGCUCAUGGUUCUCAAAGAGGUGUUUUCAGCUACGCUGACAAACCUGCAGCUGAGGAACUGCAUCACUGACGUUGACAGGUGGAGGCUGUUUGCAAACCUCAAUGAACUCUGCCUGGUGAGCUUCGGUUUCCUGAACAACCUCCUGCGUGUCAUCAAGGACACAUUGGAGAUUACUGAGGGUGGCGGGUCCACCCUGCUGGAACUGCUGGGCAAGGCUUUCCAAGAGAGCAUAUGCCACAGCCUGCAGAAGUACUGCCUCAACUACUCCACAGCGUUGCUUUAUCUGGACACCCUGAAGCCCCGGGAGGACUUUCAAUCAUAUGUAAAGUGGUGUGAAAGGAAUGAACAGUGCCGGAGGCUGCAACUACGAGACCUGUUGGUGGCGCCGCUGCAGAGGUUGACCAGGUACCCUCUGUUGCUGCGGAAUAUCGCAAAGAGGUGCCAGAAGGAAGAGGAAUCCAAAGGCCUGCAAGCUAUCGUGGAGCAAGUGGACACGUCUAUUUGUGAUUUAGAGGGAAAAGUCAAAUGGCUGGAUAACUACCAGAAGGUGAAGCAGUUGAGAGAUGCCUUGGUGUGGCUGCCUGUAUGGGAGAGAGACAAGCGAGCCUUCAUCCCCGAGACUCUCAAACACCUCCUGAAGGCCGUCACUCUGGAGAACCUCAUCUCUCAGAGAAGUCUCCUGCACGAAGGGAAACUAGUGCUCUCAGAAAACACAAAGCUGAUAGAUGUUUAUCUGUUCCUGUUUGACGAAUUCCUGCUGAUUACAAAGUUAAAGCGAAACAAGAAGAGGUCCAUCGGUUCGGAUCAGAACCCUCUGAGGCUGCAGCCGAACCUUGAGCUGGAUCAGCUGUUGAAGGAGGGAUGCAUCUUUACAGUUCUCGACCAACCCAUCUCCCUGGAUCGACUCCAGCUCAAGAACAUUGAUCAGCUAAAUGCCUCCACAUCAGGGCUCCCUCAUUCUUUCAUAAUGAUGCACCACAACCGCUACCAACAGUGUAUCGGAGCGUUCAUCCUGCAAGCUUCUUCAGAGUCUGCCAAGAGAGAGUGGAUGUCAAAGGUAGAGGGCGCAGUGACGGCGCUGCUGAAGCUGGACUCUCAGCAGCCGCGGGUCAAGAGCACCUCACUGUGGCUGGAGUCCUCCCAGAUCUGACGAGAGCUCCACGAGCCAUCAGAAACCUUUCUACUGUCAAUGUGCACUUCCCUGUCCCCGGAAAUCUUCUAAAGAUGCUUCCAAGAAUAAGAUUUUUUUUCUAAACUAAACGUGUGCCUUUAAAGGCAGUUGCUGCAGUAGUGUACAAUAAAGCUCUGGUAAUAUU
Molecule: messenger RNA, 2743 nt
Organism: Menidia menidia (Atlantic silverside)
Lineage: Eukaryota; Metazoa; Chordata; Actinopteri; Atheriniformes; Atherinopsidae
Source: the annotation of a GenBank genome assembly